Messenger RNA from Mesocestoides corti, 1200 nucleotides. The record is from the annotation of a GenBank genome assembly. NCBI's taxonomy places the organism in Eukaryota, Metazoa, Platyhelminthes, Cestoda, Cyclophyllidea, Mesocestoididae.
AUGGCUCCAUCAGUGUGCAUCUCAGAAUCUGCAUCUAGCGUUGUACCCGAACCUAUCGUGUCCGACGCCCCAGUUUUUGUUAACAGCUCUAGCAGACCUGCUCUGGUAUUCAGCGCGUUUACGCUCUAUACUCGAAUGUGCUCGGUUCGAACCAUACAAAAAUCUGGUGCUCCUCUUUGUGCUUGCAGGGGCAUACGUGUCUGCAGCCUUUGUGAACAGGAAAAACACACCAGUGGAUUAUUAAAAAAUUCGAGUGAAUUCGUUCAGCUCGCCUUUUGUAGCCAAUGUUCAAAGGCCUUUUCUGAUGAGUCUCCCGGGAAGCCCGCGUGCCCAGACCACUCGGACGGUUUCAAAUUCUUCGGGAUUACAAUACUUGAUGAGUUUCUAUCUGAGGAGGAGGAGGCUGAUUUGAUUCGAAAGAUUGAUGCAUCACCGUGGGUGCCAUCACAAUCAGGAAGAAGUAAACAGGUACAUUACUGCGAUGUUAAUGCUCGAAGGCGUUACUCACUGUUGGGCGGACGUGACUUGGAUUACGGCGCCAAGGUCAAUUUUAAGAAGAGACGGAUUUCUACGAAAUACUUCACCGGUCUCCCAGAUUACAGCAGGUCCUUGGUUGAAAGGUUGCACCAUAGAAUGCGCAACAAUGGCGCGCGAUUUAAGGAUUUCUACCCUGUCGAACUAUGCAACUUAGAGUAUCUUCCUGAACGUGGGGCCGCAAUUGUCCCACACCUUGACGAUACCUGGCUCUGGGGCGAGCGUUUGGUACUACUCAACCUAGCGUCCCCUACAAGGAUGACGUUCACACUUCCCGCCAACGGUCCCGGCGUCCCAGGUGAAUGGGAACGAUACAAAACGUUUGCAGCCUCAUAUCUACCGCCAUCACAGGCAAGUUAUCAUGUUGUCGCGGUGAGCCUCCCACGUCGUAGUCUCUUAAUUAUAGCUGAUAAGGCCCGUUUUACUUGGCUUCAUGCAAUAAAUCGGAAUGAAGUCCUGAUGCGCCGCCUUUCAUUGACUAUGCGUGAAUUGAGCAACGAGUUUCUCGGUGUAGUUCGUUAUCACGUACACAAAUACCACCUUCCACUCUUAGAACCAGCAGUGGAUAUGCAUACGUAUGUCUCCUUGGGUCUUACUAAUAAGGCAAUUGUUUGGGACUUCAGGAGGUCAGCGCUAAAUUCGCUUUUUUCGAUACGCACUAUUUAG